CAAAUCAACAUGAAGUUCCUCAUCUGCUUGACUCUUUGCAUUGCCGCCGCCCAGGCUGGCUUCAUCGCCGCUCCAGCGACCACCUAUGCCGCUGCUCCUUAUGCCGCCACCUAUACUGCCGGAUCUCCCGUGGCCACCUAUGCAGCUGCCUCUCCUGCUUACUCCACCUAUGCAACUUCCGUGUACAGUGCUCCGGCAUACACAGCCCCCGUUACCACCUAUGUCGCCGGACCUGCCUACACUGCUCCGAUUUCCACCUAUGCUGCUCCGGCCAUCGUCAGCCCCUUCCUGAAGAAGAAGUAA
Drosophila serrata is the source of this 303-nucleotide messenger RNA. RefSeq lists its product as uncharacterized. The record is from RefSeq and is a predicted model, not a curated record. NCBI's taxonomy places the organism in Eukaryota, Metazoa, Arthropoda, Insecta, Diptera, Drosophilidae.